UGUCUUCAGGGGGAGCUGACUAUGACUGGUGACAUGGAGAACUUACAGAACGCCCUGUACCUAGACACAGUGCCAGAGCCCUGGGCCAGGCGAGCCUACCCUUCCACAGCAGGCCUGACAGCCUGGUUUUUGGACCUCCUCAACUGAAUCAAGGAAUUGGAGGCUUGUAUAGGAGACUUUGCAAUGCCCUCCACUGUGUGGCUGACAGGCUUCUUUAACCCCCAGUCCUUCCUGACCACCAUCAUGCAGUCCAUGGUCCGCAAGAAUGAGUGGCCACUAGACCAGAUGGCCCUGCAAUGUGAUGUGACAAAGAAGAAUAGAGAGGAAGUCAGGAGCCCUCCUCGGGAAGGGGCUUACAUCCAUGGCCUCUUCAUGGAAGGUGCUCGCUGGGAUACACAGGCUGGGAUCAUUACAGAGGCCACGCUGAAGGAUCUGACGCCGCCCAUGCCUCUGAUGUUCAUCAAGGCCAUUCCUGCAGAUAAGCAGGAUUGCCGCAGUGUCUACCCUUGUCCCAUGUACAAGACCUGUCAGCAGGGACCCACCUACGUGUGGACUUUCAACCUGAAGACGAAGGAGAACCCAUCUAAGUGGGUUCUAGCUGGAGUAGCUUUGCUUCUCCAGAUUUAGCUUCCUGCAGAAACAGUAAACAAGGCUGGGCUAGAGGCUGCCCAGGGGGGCAAGUGGGUGAGGGGUACCACAGACACACAGAGAGGUAAAAGAAAUCUUAAGUACUCACAAUUCUGUAGAAUUGUUUUAAGGAACUAGGCAAGAAAUGUCUAAAGUGAGGCUGAGCUGGAGGAGUGUGGGCCCCAAAACCGGGGAGCUUUUCAUAACACUUUCCUAAUAAAGUGAUUUAUUCUUCAACUGUCUGGAGGCUUUCAGAGUGCAGUCGUGAUCCUGGAGACCAGAGAAAUGCACCCAAUUGCCUGAGCCCUGGCGCUAUUACACAGCCCUGUGCUCAGCGCUCUAACCCCCAGCUCCUCUGUGAACCUAAAGCAUUGACAUCACUCACUGAAAAACUCCAUGUGUGCUUUUUAACAAGCUUCCCAGGUGAUUUGGGUGCACAUUAUGGUUUGAGAAACUUUACUCUGGAUCAGGUGUCACCAAACUCUGUAAUGGGCCAAACAGAAAACAUUUGACUUCUCAGGGCAUUUGUUUCUGUUGCAACUUCUCAACUCUGCCCCUGAGGCCCAAAAGCAGCCAGUGACAAUACAUAAAUGGGUGUGGCUAUGGUCCAUAAACUUUAUUUACUGAGCCAUAUUUUGCUGGUCACUGCUCUAGAGGAUAAGGGAAUGUGUAUGUGAUAUUUAUCCUUCAUUACCUCACACUUCUAUUCAAUAAAUUCAUAUCUAACACUAUUUGCUGAGAACAUACCUGUGAAUGAGGUAGGUUGUUCCCUUGGAUCACUAUCAUCCUUCAGAACCAUUCAAGGGGAACCCAAGGAGAAACCCUUAACCCUUCAUCUAAAGCUUUUUAACUUGUAAGUUUUCUAGCUUUUUCUCUGUAAAACAAAUGUGCACUGGAAGCUCAAAGAAUUCCACAGUUUCACUGAGUUUUAAAGAGCUCUAUAGGGAAGCUUGUUUGGUAAAAAGUCUGGGAGGGCCCAUAAUUCUUCUGAAUUAUUACCACAUAUCCUUGAACUUUUUCUGGAAUGAGUUAUUUAAAACAGUGGUCCUUAAACUUGAGCAGGCAUCAGAAUAACCUGGAGGGCUUGUUAAAACAAAAAUAUUGCUGGGCCCCACUCUUCAGAAUUGAUGAUUCAAUAAGUCUAACAAAUUACCAAUGCUUCUGGUCCAGGGACCACUUUGAGAACUGUUCUUUCAAGACAGAACAUCCCACCUACCUACAAAUCUCUGCUAUGCAGAAUACAGAAUCUAAUGCCAAUUCCUCCAUGAUUUUCCUGCUUUCUCUCCUGUGAGGGACCUUGUUCCUCAUCUCCAUGUUGUAAGAGAGUUAACAAAUUCCUCUGGAAUCCAGGAAUUCAAACUUGAGUUUUGUCUCUCAUCAACCAGUACUUCCCACUGUUUGCCAACAACUUGCAGUUUCAUGCCUACAGUUUAAUGUCUGCAGGCAGAUAGCUCUGCCCUCCUCAUGAGCAUCCUGCUUCCUGAUCCUCACCAGGAACAGUAAUGUAAAAGCACGCAAGAGGAGGACUGAGACGGAAGGAAGGUGACAUUUCACCACACAAGAGCAGGACACUUUGGAGCAUGUAUCUUUUGAAGACAAAAACAAGUAGGGUAGAUAUGUGUCAAACCUCUACACAGUACUAUAAAUUAGAUCCGUACUAGUGAGUUCUUCCUAAUACCUUCAGACAAAAUGAGAAAAUGAUAAUUUUAAAAGCACAGUAUGUUUUUGUCAAAAAUGAUAGCCUAAGUGGGAUGGCAGGAUACAGAGAGGCAGCCUGAGGAAAGUGGGAAGUGAGCUCAGGAAAAGGCACCCAGGACAGACUUACCUGAGACAAUGCCCAGCGCUGGCCAGGCUCUCACACCUGGGUACCAUGUGAGCACUUUCCUAUCAUUGUU
Molecule: messenger RNA, 2522 nt
Organism: Manis pentadactyla (Chinese pangolin)
Lineage: Eukaryota; Metazoa; Chordata; Mammalia; Pholidota; Manidae
Product: dynein axonemal heavy chain 9-like
Exons: 2
Coding region: 184-627 (147 amino acids)
Biological process (GO): microtubule-based movement
Cellular component (GO): dynein complex
Molecular function (GO): dynein light intermediate chain binding; dynein intermediate chain binding; minus-end-directed microtubule motor activity
Source: RefSeq, a predicted model, not a curated record